Messenger RNA from Dalotia coriaria, 1758 nucleotides. It is a transcript of the gene Eno, whose product is annotated as alpha-enolase. Gene Ontology annotation, cellular component: phosphopyruvate hydratase complex. NCBI's taxonomy places the organism in Eukaryota, Metazoa, Arthropoda, Insecta, Coleoptera, Staphylinidae. Gene Ontology annotation, molecular function: phosphopyruvate hydratase activity; magnesium ion binding. Gene Ontology annotation, biological process: glycolytic process. The record is from RefSeq and is a predicted model, not a curated record.
GAGUGUAAAUAGUUUAAAUAUCAAUUAGUAUACGGUUUAAACUUCCGAAUGAUUGUCUCUCCCACCUCGAUGCCACCUCAGCAAAUUCCAGUGCAAGUUCAACAUUCGUCCCGUUUGUCCCCUUUGCCCUCUAUUCGACAUUGUCACAUCUAUUCACACUUGAUGUCCAACUGAUAAACAAUUCGUGUACGUCCUGCAAUAAAACAAGUUUUUGGACAAUUUGUUGGCAUUUAGUCUACUGACGGUUUGGAAUCAAACGUCGAGUAAGCUUCAUCAAUCACAUCAAAAUUUUUAGUUAAGUGCCUGUAUUCACAUUUGAAGUAUUCCACUGAAGAAGAGUGCAACAUGCCUAUUAAAAACAUAUUUGCAAGGCAGAUCUUUGAUUCCCGAGGCAAUCCCACUGUUGAGGUUGAUCUCAUCACUGAUUUGGGAUUGUUCAGAGCUGCAGUUCCUUCUGGUGCCAGUACAGGUGUUUAUGAAGCUCUUGAAUUACGAGAUGGAGAUAAAGCUCACUACCACGGAAAAUCCGUGUUGAAAGCCAUUGCCAACGUGAACGACAUCAUUGCCCCCGAAUUGAUCAAAUCGAACCUUGAAGUAACGCAACAAUGCGAGAUCGACGAAUUAAUGUUGAAACUCGAUGGCACUGAGAAUAAAGCAACUCUGGGCGCAAACGCCAUUUUGGGAGUCUCCUUGGCUGUGUGCAAAGCAGGCGCAGCUAAACGCGGCCUGCCAUUGUACAAGCACAUUGCUUCACUGGCUGGUAAUGACGAGAUCAUCCUGCCAGUACCGGCGUUUAACGUUAUUAAUGGAGGAUCGCAUGCUGGUAACAAGUUGGCAAUGCAGGAGUUUAUGAUCCUGCCGACUGGCGCCAAGAGUUUCUGUGAAGCUAUGAAGAUGGGUAGUGAGGUUUAUCAUCAUUUGAAGGCAGUAAUCCAGAAGAAAUUCGGUCUGCAGUCGACUGCUGUUGGCGAUGAAGGUGGUUUUGCGCCUAAAAUCAAAGACGCCAAAAAUGCGCUCAAUUUAAUCACUGAGGCGAUCAAGAAAUCUGGUUAUGCAGGAAGAAUUUCCAUCGGUAUGGAUUGCGCUGCUUCUGAAUUCUACAAAAAGGGAAAAUACGAUUUGGACUUUAAGAGCGCCAAAUCCAAGGAAAAGUGGCUCGCUCCAUCUAAGCUGCGAGACACCUACAUUCAUUACAUCAAGUUCCCCGUCGUAUCCAUCGAAGAUCCCUUCGAUCAGGAUGAUUGGAACUCUUGGAUUGACCUAACUGCCAAGACGAAUAUCCAAAUCGUCGGUGAUGAUCUUACCGUCACCAACCCGGUGCGUAUCCAGAAAGCCGUUGAGAAACAGGCGUGUAAUACGCUAUUGCUGAAAGUCAACCAGAUUGGCUCAGUCACCGAGUCGAUCAAGGCUCACCAAACUGCUAAAGCCGCCGGAUGGGGCACGAUGGUGUCGCAUAGAUCUGGUGAAACUGAAGAUACAUUCAUUGCUGAUUUGGUGGUAGGUUUGUCCACCGGACAGAUUAAGACCGGCGCACCUUGCCGUUCUGAGCGCUUGGCUAAGUACAACCAGAUUCUGCGCAUCGAAGAGGAGCUCGGCGAUAAGGCGAAAUACGCCGGCGAGGCUUUCCGUAGACCAUCGUAGAGUUGAUAAUAACACUGCCUUGUAUCAUGUACAAUCCUAUAUCAGUUGAUUUAUUUGGAAUUUUAUUCAAUGCUUACAGCAUCUAGUGGCUAAUUACACUUUUAUAGUUUUCAAGAA